AGAGAGGAGGGUGCAGAGUCAGGGAUACAGUAGAGAGAGAGAGAGAGAGAGAGAGAGAGGGAGAGAGAGAGAUGAACAAUAGUCUGCCAAUACAGAUUUAUCUCUUCUGCUCUAAUUCACCGGCAACAUAAUAUCACAGGUCGAUAUAUCCUUCCUCUCUCUCUCUCUCUCUCUCUCUCGUCACUCUCUGCCUCUCUCCACCAUCCGCACAAACACACGCACCGCAGCCGCCAGCCUGUAUGCGUCCCUCCUCGCGCCAGCGGGUGGCCGCCUGGCUGCUCGCGCUGCCGUUGGGGAGAGGUAGGGAGGAAUGCGCGCGCCGCGGCCGCCUGGAGAUGAUCUCGUUUUGGCUGCUGUGCUGGAAACUGUUGAGAGCCACAGCUGGGCUAAGGAGGACCACAGCUGAGCUAACGGACGGUAACCACAGCAACGGCAGCUCCGGCAACAGUACCCCUGCCAACAACUCUUCAACCCCAAUACAGCCAACGGAUCCAGUUACCAUGGAAAUCAGCUCAUCACCACCACUAACUGACCUGGAAAGAGAAAAUCUGGUUAGCUGGCAUAGUCAGGAAGUUGAGGAACUCCAUUACCCAGAGGUCCAUGGGAGUCAGCAGCCAAUCAUGGAUGAGCAGGAGGAAGACAAGGCAGCAGAGGCAGAAAGAGGAAAAACAGAUGGAGAUGAGUGUGACUAUCUUGUUUUUGAGAUUGGAGAACAGAGGGGAAGGGAAGAAGUGGGCGAUAGCGAAGGGGGACUAAAGACAGAGAGAGGAGGAGUGGAGGGGGAAAAUGUGGGAAGAGGAGAAACAGAAGUAGACGAUGAAGGGAGAGGACAAACAGAGGCAGAACGUGGUAGUCAAGGAGCAAGAGAGAGGGAAGAACGGGAGAGAAGAGAAACUAAGGCAGAAGACAGUGAGGAAGUAAAAAUAGAGAGUGAGGAAGGAGGGAUUAAAGAAACAGAGAGAGAAGAUGGAGGAAGAGAAGAACCAGAAGAAGAGGAAGGAGAGAAUGUGGGAGAGAUGAAAGAUGGUGCUCUGGCAGAACUCCUCUUCAUUUCCGACAGCUCAGUGUGUCCGUCAUCCGAGCCCCCGAUUGUCACCUCUGACUCUUCAGAGCCGCCUGCAGUGACCAUGUUGCAGGAGGCCUGGGGUCACGACCCCGGCAACAGAGAUGACCUUAGCGACAGUCACCUUAGCGACUGCCUCCAAGCUGAGCUGGCUAUUGUGUACUCGGACAGCGACGCAGGGGAGGAAUGGGUGGCCUUUGCACCUUGUGAUGUCACCAACCAGGAAGCAGCAUGUGAAGGGAUUCAUGAUAGUGAUGGACAGAGCAAGGAAGAAGAGAGAGAAAGAGAGAAUGAGGACAGAAUGGAGGCAGAAAUAGAGACAGAGGAGCAGAGAGAGGAGGAAGUAGAGAAGGAGCAGGAGGAGAGGACCAGAGACAGGGAAGAUGAUGGCGAAGAUGAAGAGCAGAUGAGGACAAGGAGAGACCUUUUCCUGCGGUCUCCUUCUGUCAGUUCUACAGCCAGCUCCACAGACCCUGACAGGAGGGUUCCUGGAGAUUUCUGUGUCCAGCAGGACACCCUCAGUGAAAAUGUCUCCACUGAGCAUGUGGACUUUCUGAUGGCUCGCCAGCAGUGGAAGAAGAUGGAGGAGGAGGUAAAAGGUCAGCCAAUCCCCAAACCGGGGCUCAGAGCUCAGGGAAGCUUCCAGGGCACUCACACUUCACUGUACCCACCUACCCGCAGCCCCCGACUCAAACACAGGGAGAUCCAUCCUUCAGUGCCUCGGGAGCCCCCCCUGUCCUCCACCCUGUCUCCAAGUUCAGAGGACUCAGGGCUGGAUGACUCGUCAUACCGCAGCCCCCUGGAGGAGCCAGAGACUGCGGUGGAGAGAGAGAUCCGACUGACUCUAGAGAGAGAGGAACGGCACCGCAGGGAGAGGGGGAUGAUUGCUCAGGGCUUGACUAUACCCAGACCAUCCACCCUGCAAACAGGACGAUCUCCACCCAGACCUCCAGCCUGCCGUACCCCUACCUUGUCCAUCUCCCCAUCCCCUUCCUGCUCCUCUUCCCUUCCCCGAUCUGUCUACCAUGAAAUGACAGCCAAUAAUGUCAUUAUCUUGGAGCCGGACUGCUCAAGCUCCACCUCCAGGAACCGCCUACUGUCCUCUGCCAUCGGAGGCCUCUCUGAUUGGCCAACAAGCGUAGAUACGGUUCCCUCUGCCAACGUUAUUGUAGUGGAAACCUCAAAUCUGAUCAUUCGUAGCGCUUCUGAGUUCUGCCUAAGCUCUGCCCCGGUGUCAGUAGAAGCCCAGGAGAGCACUUUCUCAUCAAAUCCCUUUUUUAAGCUACGUUCACUCAGCAGCCAGUCGCUGGUGGAGCAGGAGAUCCGCAUCGUGAGGCAGAGGGAGGAGGAGUGGCGGAGGCAGAGAGAGGAGAUGUGGAGGAGGAGGAGGGAGGAGGAGUGGAGGAGAGGGAGAGAGAGAUAUGAUACUGUGCUGGUGUCUCCGGGCCUCAACGAUAACAUCAGUUACAAUGUGCCAGAAGUUCCAGACAAAUGUGUCUCCUCCCCAUCAUCCCCUUCCAGGACCCGAAAAAUGGAACGAUCCAGUUUGUCUUGUGAUCAUAAGAUCCAUCUAUCCAUCCAUCCAUCUAUCCAAUAAUCUCAGCUCCGGUGUUUUAGCUGAUUCUCCACCUCCCUCCAGUUUCCCCCUUCCCUCUCCUCCGUGCCGCGACGACAGAACACCAUGGCGCAGCGAUGGGAGGCCUCCCUGUUAGCCAAUCAGAAGAAGGAGUGAGCAACAAAUGACAACGCUAAACCGUCAGCCAUUUUAAAGCCAAUAUUAAAUCUUACUCGUUCUGUUCAGGUAACUCAAACAGUUCUUCUCUGUUAGCAGUCAUUGUCGACUGCAAUGUUUGUCAGAACUAUAGGUUAGAACAAAUGGAUGAAUGUUUCCAUGGGAUUCCGCGUGAGGAGAGUACCGCUUCUUCCAAUGAGUCUGGUUUCAGAGAUGAAGAUUAAUUACCUAGUUUGAGUUUCCAAACUGUUUCAAUGGCUGGAAAAGUUGAGGAGUCCUGUUUUGAAAUCAGAUUGGUCUUUUGCAUGAUGUCAUGAUGAAACAGUGUGACUGUAUGACACAAUGAAACUGCCGGUCGUGUCACAGUUUGGAUAUUUUUCUUAUAUAUAAUAACUCUGUGGACUUCUAGGCACCAUUCCCAGGUGUAUUACAAUAAUAAGUGAGUAUAAAUUGCAAUCAUAAUAACACCACUUAUAUUUUAGCUAAUCUUUCAGAGCACAUGUCAAAAUCUGCACUAUACUCCUUAAAUAUUUAAUAUUCACUGCACUUUGGUGUCUGGAUGUUAUUCAAUUGUGGUACUAGUACAAUUGAUAUGUAUUGAUUUUUUUUUGACUGACUGUAAUGCAGUGAUUUUCAAACUUUUUCUGGGCAAUCACACUUUCAUUUUAGAUAUUAAUUUAGUAUAUAUUUUAAAGUGACAGGAUACAGCAUUUAUUUCAAAAUGUUGUAGCUAUGCAUAGAGAUUUGAGAAAGUAUAUGCAAAAAUAAUUUUACAUAUUGCGUUCAAUUCAUGUAUUUUAAAAAGUGCCAACCCAGACUUUGAAAAUCACUGCCUUAGUGGAAUGUUAUAACGAGCCAUUGAUUAAGAGAGUUUGGAUGUCCCAGGUUUGCGUGUCAGCCAUGUUGGCUAAACGGCUGCUAACCAAACACUAUUUGGGUCACAGUUGCACAGAGUAGUUUUUGCCUGAGGAAGACAUUUGUCACCAAGAUAGAGUAUAAGAGUGGCAUAUAGUUUUGUGGGCUUCUCAUAAUUAAAGUGGAAAAUGGAAAUAUGCCCUAUUUUUUGAUAAUAUUGUAGUUUCAAAGUUGCACACCUUGCUAGUUUUCUUCACUCCUUCGUCAGCAUGUACAUUUUUAAUGAAAGCAGUUGAUGUUUUACACAAAACCAGCAAUGGCAUAAGUUGAACCUGAGCUCAGCUAGCUACCUAACAUUAAACAUGCCCAGACACACACAAACCAAACAUCAAAUAGAAGUAGCCAUUUGUCAAGGCAGCAAUUAUUGACUAAAGAAAUAUACAGGCUCUGAUAUUCUAUUGAAAAGAAAUUCUGUGACAUCUGAGAACUUCUGUGGUCAGACUGAAAAGUGAAUGGGUCCACAUUCAGUCUAUGCUGUGCAAACUAAGGAGAAGUCCUGUUUUGUAUGUUUCACUUCACCAAAAAAUCCACAGUUAUCCCGUAGGUAAAUGACCAUAUCUCAUUAGCAUACCGAUUAUAAGAAGAAAGGAGAGAAACCAGCCAACUCACACAAGCACGUUCCAUUUGGGGCUAUUCAGUUCAAUUCAGUUUAUUUAUAUGGCGCCAAUUCACAACAAAAGUUAUCUGAUGCCACUUUCCAAUUAGAGCAGGUCUAGACCAAACUCUUUAAUUCAACUUUGUAAUA
Molecule: messenger RNA, 4455 nt
Organism: Scatophagus argus
Lineage: Eukaryota; Metazoa; Chordata; Actinopteri; Scatophagidae
Product: apoptotic chromatin condensation inducer in the nucleus-like
Exons: 7
Coding region: 240-2660 (806 amino acids)
Source: RefSeq, a predicted model, not a curated record